Messenger RNA from Myotis myotis, 2023 nucleotides. It is a transcript of the gene HSD11B1L, whose product is annotated as hydroxysteroid 11-beta dehydrogenase 1 like. Gene Ontology annotation, cellular component: intracellular membrane-bounded organelle. Bases 289 to 1218 code for a protein of 309 amino acids. The transcript has 8 exons. Gene Ontology annotation, molecular function: oxidoreductase activity. The record is from RefSeq and is a predicted model, not a curated record. NCBI's taxonomy places the organism in Eukaryota, Metazoa, Chordata, Mammalia, Chiroptera, Vespertilionidae.
AAAGCUGUCUGGGAAAUGUGUUCAGCACUGCCUCGUGAGGCGCCGGAGGGCUCGCCUAGCCGCCAAGGCUCCUGGGAAAUGUAGUCCGGUUUCGGUGGUGUGAAUGAAAAGAGGAGUAGGGUGUCUGGAGUGAGGCCUGAGGGUAAUCCAAGAAGAUGUCGGAGCCCGGGAGAUCCUCCCGCGCCCGCGCGGGUGACUCAGGGCAAGGGCCUAAGAAGAGUGUCCCUAGAAGCCAGUUGCCACGGCAACACGAGAGCGGAAUUGUUCGAGAGAGACCCAGGGAGGGCCAUGAAGGUGCUACUCCUCACUGGGCUGGGAGCCCUAUUCUUCACCUAUUAUUGGGCUGACAACUUUGACCCAGCUAGCCUCCAGGGAGCCCGCGUGCUGCUGACAGGGGCCAGUGCUGGCAUUGGGGAGGAACUGGCCUAUCACUAUGCCCGCUUGGGCUCCCACCUGGUGCUCACUGCCCACACUGAGGCUUUCCUGCAGAAGGUGGUAGGGAACUGCCGGAAGCUGGGCGCUCCCAAGGUCUUCUUCAUCGCUGCGGACAUGGCCUCCCGCGAGGUGCCCGAGCUCGUGGUGCAGUUUGCGCUGGACAAGCUGGGCGGCCUGGACUACCUCGUGCUGAACCACCUCGGGGCUGCCCCCGCCGGCACACGGGCCCACAGCGCCCCAGGGACCCGCUGGCUCAUGCAGGUGCUCCGCCCCUGCUCGAAUCUGCCUCCCACCUCCGGGCGGGUGCGCCAUCCCUCCUGUCCCCAGGUGAACCUCCUGAGUUACGUGCAACUGACUUCCUUGGCGCUGCCCAGCCUGACGGACAGCAAGGGCUCCCUGGUGGUGGUGUCCUCGCUGCUCGGCCGUGUGCCCGCGUCCUUCUCCAGCCCCUAUUCCGCGGCCAAGUUCGCGCUGGACAGUUUCUUUGGCGCCCUGCAGCGGGAGCUGCGUGUGCAGGAUGUGAACGUGGCCAUCACCAGGUGCGUCCUGGGCCUCCAGGAUCGCGCCUCAGCGAAGGAGGGAGUCAGGGGUGUCACCAGGGCCCAGGCGGCCCCGGGGCCCAAGGCAGCCCUGGCUGUGAUCCGGGGCGGUGCCACGCGGGUCUCCCACGUCUUCUACCCGUGGCGCUUCCACGUCCUCUGCCUUCUCCGGGCCUGGCUGCCUCACCCAAGGGCCUGGUUCGUCCGCCAGGAGCUCAAUGUCACUGCCACUGCUGCGGCCUGAGCUCCUCCAUCUUCUCAGAGAGGACCCUUCCCCCAGCCGCCUGAAGGUGGGACACAAACAGACGCCUUUGAGAGGGCGGCCAUGACCCAAGACAGCAUCAUCAAUACAGGAAGGGAAACCAGAAAAACCAUUAGCACCCGGAAGCAAUGAAAUCUCUGGCUCACAGACGCCAGUACCUUGUCAGGGGCCUGGAAGGCAUUAGCUCAGUCUUCUCCGUAGUCAUUGUUGAUGUGAUUGCUGCUUCCAUUGCGCUGAUGGGGAAACUAAGGCUAGAGAGGUGAUGUGGAGAGCCGGCCCUAGGGGCUCCCUGGGAACCACCUGAUUUGUUCUUUCCACUCCUUGCCCUGAGCAAAAGAGAGCCACAAAACCAUCUAUCCAAUGGUAGGGUCCAAAGAGGGGGAGAAGGGAAGGAAUGUGUUUUGCUCUGUACCCGCCUCCCUUUUCAUAAUAAAAAUCCUUUUCCCCUUGCACAUCUGUUGUUCAAAUGUCUUGGUCCUUCCAGCAGGCAGGGAAGAGUGUGUGCACUAGAGCUCUCAACCCCAUCUCACAGGUGGAGAAACAGGCUGGGAGACGGGAGGGGGGCUCACCAAGCAAGUCCGGGCAGUAGGAAGGGUACUGAUGGUGGACCAAAGGCAUUUGCCACACAAAAUACAUGGUUUGUGCAUGGAUAAUACUAACGUGCAUCAAGGACUACACACUUAACAUUAGGAUUGAAAGAGAAAAAACAGAAAAAAAAAUUUUUUUGUUCUUAUCAUGCCUCUCAUCUCUGCGUCACCUAAAAUAAAAUCGAUUCACGCCCUGACCG